AUGGCCACAGCCCUGGGCCCUGCUGGCAUUGCCAUGGGCAGCGUGGGCAGCCUGUUGGAACGGCAGGACUUGUCCCCGGAAGAGCUACGGGCAGCGCUUGCAGGGCCCCGGGGUUCCCGCCAGCCUGAUGGGCUCCUCCGGAAGGGCCUGGGCCAGCGUGAGCUCCUCAGCUACCUGCACCUCCCCAAGAAGGACAGCAAGACGGCCAAGCGUGCCCCUCGGAACGAGAGUGCUGACUACACCACCCUCUACUACCGGGAGCAUCCUCGAGCUGGUGACUUCAGCAAGACUUCACUGCCCGAGCGGGGUCGCUUUGACAAGUGCCGCAUUCGCCCAUCGGUGUUCAAGCCCGUGGCGGGCGCUGGGAAAGGCUUCCUGUCCAUGCAGAGCCUGGCAGCCCACAAGGGCCAGAAGCUGUGGCGCAGCAAUGGCAGCCUGCACACAUUGGCCUGCCACCCACCCCUGAGCCCAGGGCCCCGGACCAGCCAGGCACAGGCCCGGGCCCAGCUGUUGCAUGCGCUCAGCCUGGACGAGGGCGGCCCCGAGCCCGAGCCCAGCCUGUCUGACUCCUCCAGCGGGGGCAGCUUUGGCCGCAGUCCUGGCACUGGUCCUGGCCCCUUCAGUUCCUCUUUGGGCCACAUUAACCACCUUGGGGGCUCCCUGGACCGGGCCUCCCGGGUCCCCAAGGAGGCUGGGCCACUGGCGAUGCUGAGCUGCCUGCCCGAGCCACCGCCCCCCUAUGAGUUCUCCUGCCCCUCCGCCGAGGAGGUGGUGGCCCUGCUUCCCGACACCUGUGAAGAUCUCAAGAGAGGCCUCGGUGAUGAGGAUGGCUCCAACCCUUUCACACAGGUGCUGGAAGAGCGCCAGCGGCUGUGGCUAUCCGAGCUGAAGCGCCUGUAUGUGGAGAGGCUGCAUGAGGUGGCUCAGAAGGCAGAGCGCAGUGAGCGCAACCUCCAGCUCCAGCUGUUCAUGGCCCAGCAGGAGCAGCGGCGGCUGCGCAAAGAGCUCCGGGCACAGCAGGGCCUGGGCCCCGAGCCUCGGCCCCCCGGUGCCCUCCCGGAUGCUGACCCUAACACCCGACCAGAGGAGGAAGCCCGAUGGGAGGUGUGCCAGAAGACGGCGGAGAUUAGCCUCUUGAAGCAGCAGCUGCGGGAGGCUCAGGCCGAGCUGGCGCAGAAGCUGGCCGAGAUCUUCAGCCUCAAGACGCAACUUCGGGGCAGCCGGGCGCAGGCGCAGGCCCAGGACGCAGAGCUGGCCCAGCUGCGCGAGGCCGUGCGGAGCCUGCAGGAGCAGGGCCCUCAGGAGGAAGCCCAGGGCAGCUGUGAGACCGACGACUGCAAGAGCAGGGGGCUGCUGGGGGAGGCGGGUGGCAGCAGCGAGGCCGCAGUUGGCGCCGAGCAGCUGCGGGCCCAGCUGGUGCAGGAGCGGCUCCGCGCCCAGGAGCAGGCACUGUGCUUUGAGCGGGAGCGGCGGACGUGGCAGGAGGAGAAGGAAAGGGUGCUGCGCUACCAGCGGGAGAUCCAAGGAGGCUACCUGGACAUGUACCGCCGCAACCAGGCGCUGGAACAAGAGCUGCGGGCGCUGCGGGAGCCCCCAGCACCCUGGAGUCCUCGGCUGGAGUCCUCCAAGAUCUGA
This is a messenger RNA of Puma concolor (puma), 1635 nucleotides long. NCBI's taxonomy places the organism in Eukaryota, Metazoa, Chordata, Mammalia, Carnivora, Felidae. The record is from RefSeq and is a predicted model, not a curated record.